Molecule: messenger RNA, 1666 nt
Organism: Jatropha curcas
Lineage: Eukaryota; Viridiplantae; Streptophyta; Magnoliopsida; Malpighiales; Euphorbiaceae
Product: Remorin family protein
Source: RefSeq, a predicted model, not a curated record
GGUUAUUUGUUUAGUUUUAGCUUUUUUUUCUUAAUGCUCAAUGGAUCUGAACUGUGAACUUUCCCAUCUAUGGUUUUUUGCAUCCAGCAUUUGUCUCCAAAAUUCAUGGUUUAAGUUAUGAAUUUGAGACUCUUCAUCAACUACUGACGUAGAAAGCUAAGUGGGGUUCUGCAUUGCAGUCACACACAGUCCUGUGAAUUAUUAACAGGUAAUUAAGAAGCUUGGUUUUGUUUGAGAAUGAGAUCCAUAGAGGAUAAAGGGUGCUACAAUCACGGACCAAUUCAGGAGAUUUCAACUGCCAAUGGAAUAAGUUUUGAGUUUCAUAAAGGUAAUGGAGGAGCUAACCGCACUUCUCAUCAUAGGACAGCUUUAGGCAAGCCAACUCCAUCCAAAUGGGAUGAUGCACAAAAAUGGUUAGUGGGUUUGUCAAGAGGAGGUGGAGAUAAAAGCCAAUCCAAGCCAAGAAACUCAAAUGCUGAUGAUAGAAGACUUAUAGCUCCAGUUCCACAGCAAGAACAAGAGUAUUCAAGUGGAGAAGAUGAAGUUGUAGGAGAACAAACAAAUGGGUCAACAGAAAAUCCUUAUGAAGUAGAAACCAAGAAAGUUGAUUGCGAUGAGUCCAUUUGGAGAAUCAAUAAGCCAGUGCAGAAUUCUUCUGCAUCUGCUGUUAGAUCAAUAUGUGUUAGGGAUAUGGGGACUGAGAUGACCCCUAUUGCUAGCCAAGAGCCUUCAAGAACAGCUACUCCUAUUAGAGCUGGAACUCCAGUAGCAAGGAGCCCUAUAUCUUCAGGAUCCUCUACCCCAAUAAGGAAUCAGCAUGGGCAGCAAGGCAGUGAUCAGGGCUAUCCAACGGGGUUAGCAUCGACUGAAAGCAGAGUUGAUCCAAGUUCUGUUGCCAGAGGACGCCAUGGAGAAGAACUCAGUGGAUCUAAGAUACCUGAAAAUAAGGAUUUAGAUGAAGGAAGAAAUCUGAAUCCCUUAGAAACAAGAGCUAUGGCGUGGGACGAGGCAGAGCGAGCCAAAUAUACAGCUAGGUAUAAGCGUGAAGAGGUGAAGAUACAAGCCUGGGAAAAUCAUGAGAGGAGGAAAGCAGAGAUGGAAAUGAGGAAAAUGGAGGUGAAGGCCGAGAGAAUGAAAGCUCGCGCACAAGAAAGGUUAGCAAGCAAACUUGCCACAACAAAAAGAGUAGCUGAAGAGAAGCGUGCAAAUGCAGAGGCCAAAAUGAAUGAAAAAGCUGUAAAAACUGCUGAAAGAGCGGAUUAUAUAAGGAGGACCGGUCACUUGCCCUCUUCCUUCUCCUUCUCCUUUAAGUUGCCUUCCGUUUGCUGGGUGCUUCAAACGACAAUGUGAAAACGAAAUAGAAUGCCCAUGAGAAGAAUGUUUGAUCUCCUGUGGGGUAUAAUUGAUAUCAAUGUCAAGCUGAACGUAAGUACAGAGCCCUUUAAAUUUGGAACUCGGUCUAAAAAGGCAUACCCUUCAACGAGAGAAUUACCGGAGCUUCAUUGGAUUUCGAGUUAAAACUCUCUUCGUAUUCUUAUUUUAUGUCAAUUUAAAUUAGUAGAAUUAGCGGACAUUAUUGGAUAUUGAGUUUUUUUUUUAAAUUACCAUUAAAUGUAGAAUUAUGGUGUGCUAUAGUAAUAAAUAAUUAUCAUGGUGUGAACAGAAA